CCCUAGUCUACCAUGUUGUUUGUUGUGGGAAGUCAUAGUAGAUAACUCUGCUAGGGCUGAACUUCCUGAUUAUCGUGGGAAAUUCACUAAUAAAAUAAUUUUUCUUAAAAAGCAUUUUGUCAUCAUAUCAAAAUAAAAUCAUUUAUUCCAAAAAUCAUGCCUGCUAAAGAAAGAAAAAUAGCAUUUAUGGGAUUUCGAUCAGUUGGUAAGUGAUGGUGAUAGUGUUAAUUUAUGAUGAGUGUUUAGUCUUAGUUCUAAGUUUGCUUGAGUGACUUUCUCCAUGGGCGCUGACUCUGACUCGAGUCUGACUGACUGACUGAUACUGAUACUACUGAUUUAAUUUAACUGAUAAUGGCAGAGCCUGAGAUUCCUCUUGACAAAUCUUGAUUGAAUUUAAAUUAAUUCAAUGAAAAUGAAAUUAAUGAAUAAUAAUUAUCAUUUUGAAUUAUAAUUGUCAAAGUCAUAGCAGUAGCAAUCAUCAUCAUCAUAAAUUAACAUCAUUUUUAAUUUUAUUUUUAUGGCAAUUAUGGUUACUUAAAUUUUAUAAUUACUAAACUAAAUUCAGCCAGACCACAAUGCCAUUAUAAUAAUUUGGCCUCAUGCAUGAUAAAUAAUUUUAUUUUUAAACAAUCAAAGUUGAAACUGUAGACAGAAGUAUUUGUAUUAAUAUAUCCAAAUUGAAACUUUCAAUUAUUAAUCGCUGAGCCUAGCUUAAAAAAUAAAAAGUUCCAAACAGACUGCAUCAACCAUAUCUCUGGUAUUUGGAGACCCAAUGCCCAAUGCCAAUGUAUUUUGCAAAAAGGUAACAGAGCUUUUUAACUCAAGGCAUACUCUUUACCUUUUUUGUCUUCUGUCUACAGUUUCAACUUUGAUUGUUUAAAAAUAAAAUUAUUUAUCAUGCAUGAGGCCAAAUUAUUAUAAUGGCAUUGUGGUCUGGCUGAAUUUAGUUUAGUAAUUAUAAAAUUUAAGUAACCAUAUGAAAUACAUAUACAAAAAUAAAUAAAAUCCUCAUUUAUGAUCUGUAUCUAAUGAACAUUUGCAACAAUCAGAUAAAGGAUUAUCUGAGAUAAAGAAAAAUAAGAACGAUAUAAGGGAAAGUCAUUCAAAUUAUGAUGCUGUACCAGUUUUUGGCUUAAUGCUUGUGUUAGCUAUAUGAUUCUUUUAAAAAUAUUUCAUAGAAAUUGAAAGAAUACUGUAUUUAAAAAAAAGAUUUACGCUUAAGUGUUAUGUACUUUUAUUGAAUAAAACAGCACGUAUUCUAUUUGUCAAUGAUUCCUACAACAACAGCAGUAACAGAUACAUUUCAGACACAAGCCUAUUUCUAUCAUGCUAAAGCCUGGUGCAAAGUUUAGGGAAAUCAUAUCUAUUUUCAACUCACUGUAGGUUUAAAUUGAUCUCUGUGCCUAAAAAUUAUUUAUCUUUUACCUAGUUUCAACUGGUUACACCUUUCUAACAUCAAUAUUUUUACUUGUAAUCUUAACCGUUUUGUUCUCUUAAGAUGUUAGGAAUGACAUUAAGAUGUUAGGAAUGACAUAAGUAUGUAAGGAAUGACUUUCAGAUGCUAGGAAAGACACUAAGAUGUUAGGAUUGAAAUCAAUAUAUUAGGAAUAUCAUUAAAAUUUAAGGAAUAACAUUAACAUGUUAAGAAUGUCAUUAAAAUGUUAGGAAUGACAUUAAUAUGUUAGGAAUGUCAUUAUAAUGCUAGGAAUAACAUAAAUUAAGAUGUCAGAAAUGUAAUUAAGUUGUUAGGAAUUAGAUUUUUCUUGUGUGGUUGUUGCAUUUGAAGUUUUAAAAUACCUUAUGCUUUUAUAAUUCCAAGAUAUUUAUUGCUCCAAUGAGGAUUUUUAUUUGAUUUAUUAGAUUGAAACAUUUCCAUGCUACCGACACUGUCUAUAUUUUGACAGGAAUAUGAAUUUUUUUCUUCCAGGUAAAUCCUCCCUCAUUAUUCAGUAUGUAGAAAACCAGUUUGUCGACUCCUAUGACCCCACUAUAGAAAAUAGUAAGUUAUUAUAAUAUUCCGUAUAUUAAGCUUAACAUGUAUUUAAACUUUCUUUUAAUUUUCUUCAAUCACCCCUCCAACUAAAUUAUCUUUUCUCUGGAAAAUUGAAUUAAUUUUUUUUUUAAAAGGAACAUUGAUUACUUAUUAUUGUGAUAAAAAAAUUAAAUGUAAACAAAGUAUAAGUGGAGAGCCACAGUGUAAUCCUGAUUGUAUGUAAAAAAAAUUUUAACAAUUGGGAAUUUUUUACCCUUUAAAAUAUAAUCUUAUCUCAAAGAUUUUUCAAAAUUAGUAAACAAUGUGAUUUUUAAAAAAAAUAUUUAAAGAAAACAAUAGAAGUGUCUGCUGAUCAACUAGUGCAAUUCAACAUGCAGAACAGCAGAUGAAUUUAAAGUCAUGGAAAUGAAUAAAUAAAUAGACUCACUUGAUAAAUGAAGCAUUCUGACUUUGUAAGUAAUUAAGCAAUCCCAAUGUUUGCAUGUUCAUCAGUUUUCUAUGCCUCCUCAAAUUAAUAUUUUAAGAGUUCCACCAUAAACUAGGCUAAAUCUGUACAAAGUUUCACAAUUUUUGUUGUUGCAAAAUGUAUGCUUUAUUUAGAAAUAAAUAUGACAUUAAACGAUAUAUUUAAUUGAUUUUCUAGAGAGCUCAAUCUUGUUGUUCCAACUAGAUAAUUUCCAAUUUCUAUUAAUUUGUGUAAACUGUUGUGGGCUAUCCUUUUAUAAUUAGGAAAUUUUCAUUGUUACUUAUUUCAAGCAUUUUCCAAGACAACAAGGGUAGGAGGACAGGACUAUGAGCUACAUGUUAUUGACACAGCUGGCCAGGACGAGUAUUCUGUAAUCCCUCAAUCCUAUUUCAUCAACAUAAAUGGCUAUGUCCUGGUCUAUUCUGUCAACUCACAGAAAAGGUGGGUGGAAGGAAAUAACAGCAUCAGCAUUGAAAGGUGUUGGGGGGGGGGGUCACUUUGCAGAUUUAUCAUAUUAACUAGAAAUAACAAUGGCUGUGGCAAUUGUGAACUUCCCAUCUACUAAACUAACUUGACAAAACAUGUAUUUAAGUAAUGCACUUUACAGUGUUAAUUUCUUGGAAUUUUAUUGUAAAAUUAAUUUCUAAUCUAUAAAUCAAAGAAUUUAUCUAUUUACAUAUAGGUCUAAGCAUAUUUAUUUUUCCUUAUUUAAAUUGAUUUGAUUUCCAUAAGAAAACACAUCUCUCAAUGAGUGUUUUGAAGGAACCCAGAGAUAGGAUUCAUAUCUUCCAGGCUAUUGAACACAAAUUUACAUUUGAGAAAUUGUAUUUUUCACACGUUUGAACACAGUUUUCCAUUCAGGCUUACACUCACAUACAUACAUACCCACAUACAUACAUACUUAGAGAAUUAUUAUAUGUUAUAUGUGAUUGAGAUAACCAAUUUUAUCAAAAGCCACAACUGACAUUGAUAAGAUGAGUUGAGUCAAUAAAAAGUUGAAAAAUUUAUCGUUACUUUUCACUAUUAUGCAACAGCAAAUAUUACUUUGCUUGAGACAUGAGGAGCAGAGUUGUAUAUGAACAAAACAUCAAGGAUCAUGAUAUGGAAAGCAAUGUGUAGAUCUAAAGUAAAAAAAAAAAUAAUAAAAGAUGUAGAAAUGAAGAAACAAAAAUCUUUAAAAUGUGAAAUUUAGAUAAUUAGUUCACAAAUUUUUUUGUGUUAAAUAUUUUUUAAAAUUAUGCCAUUCGAAGCUAUUUUGUCAGAAUAUCUAGUUAUUAACAUUUAGGAAGCAUUGCAUGAAUUAAAGUAGGUGUGGCAGAAGCAAUUAAGCAGUACAAGAAUCUAAAUGCCAGGUGUAUGGUUUCUAUAUGACUGCCAAAAUAUUAAGCCCACAUAUUCUGCAAGUUGAACCUUUUCAGUGCAGCUUUUUACAAAAAUUAGGUAAUAUAUUGAGGUGCAUUAGAAAUUUAAAGGUGAUUUUUAUGGUCAAAUAAAUCAGUGUUGCUGAUAGAUUCAAUUAAUCUCCUUAUUAGCAUUACGUUUUAAACAGAGUUUAAAAAGAAAAAGUCUGGCAAGAUUGUUAUUCCCAAACCUGGAGGCUGAAAGUCCUUGUCCGGUGUCAUUUCAGUUGUUUUCUUAGGUUAGCCGAUCACUGCCGUGUCUCUAAAAAUGUUAGAUUUAUCUGUACAAGAGUCUUAACUGGACAUGAAGCAUUGAAAUAUUUGAUUAGGUCAUAGGAACAUUGCACAUUGCUUUUACAUUGAUUCCAUUUAAAAAAAAAAAAUUUUAGUUUCAUGUGAAGAAGCCCUCAAUCUUAAAUAAUAAUUGAAGAAUGCAAUUUUGAGAGAUGUGUGCCUAAGCUUUUUAAUAGUUACAGUUAUGAUUUAGUUACCUUCUGAGACUGGGAGGAAAAGAUUUACCUUUAUGUGUGUCUGUUGUUUUUUAGCUUUGAGGUGGUUAAACAUGUGUACAACAAGAUUAUUGACAUGAAAGGCAGAAUGACGUAAGUAGAAUGGAUAUAACUAUACUUCACCAUUUCAACAAAUUGAUUUCAUUAGUGUGACUGUUUUCAACUUGACUCUAUGCCUUUUACAUUUGGAUAUAUGGUUUCACACAUGCACUUUUUUUGAAAUUCAAACAAAUUACUGGCCAGUAUUGGCUGUACAGUUCUCGAUUGGGCUAGAGCAGUGGUUCUCAAACUUUUUAUGGCCACCACCCCCUUGCCACCAUAAAUUCUUCUCUGGCACCCCAUCUGUUUUACCCCAAAAAAUAUAUUUAUGCAGGAAAGUAGUUUGAUCAACGCUGUGAGAAAGACAACAAGACAGUAAAAAUGUAAAUAGGACUUUUAAAUUAAAUUAUUUUUUCAUUAAAUUACUUCAUUAAUAAAAUUAUCACUUAGAUCCAUUAAUACCACAGCUUUAUAAAGCAGGAUUAUGAUAAGCACUUGGUAAUGAUACCAUGGUAACUUCUAGAUCGGUCAGCUAAGCUCACUGUCUGCCUUGGUUGGGUUCGAUACGAUUUGUUCAAAGUCUUGAGUUUUAGUUUUAGCUAACCAAACAACAAUCAUAAAUGAAAUCUUUCAAAUGAUAUUUAUUGUAUUUCCUUGCUUGACGUAAAGCAAAAAACAACCACAUUAAACCAGCUACAACCAAAUACAAUGUUGUAAAUAGAAAAAUUUGAUUAUUUUUUUUUUCCCCCACCACUUUCCACUGUGCAUAAUAAUAUGAGCCAGAAGGAUCAAUACAUUGAUCGUGGGCCCUCAAAAUAUAGACGAUAGAAGAAUUACAUGAAAUUUUCUCUUAAGCUUCAUCUAAAUUGGAUUUUAAGCUUAAUUAACCUAAUGCAUCUUUAAAUGAAAAUUUAAGAUAUUUUAAAUAGGGUGAUAAAUCCAAUCACUCUUACAUUUUAUGUACUAUAUUCAUGUGGUCGCACCGUCGCAUUGUACUUGAAGAUUAUCACGCGGUAACCCUUCUUCUCUUAUAAUUGUGGCAUUUGGGUAAAUAUCACUCAUAAGCAGAGAUGAUUUUGAUAUGAAAUUAGAGGCUUUGUUUGGUUUUAAAUAGGAGCGACCUCAUCUCCCCACAGCUGUAAAUUAAAUUCAUUGAAAUUUUCAAAUAUAAUGAAUGGUUAAGAUAUAAUAUAUAAUUAUGAUACAUAUAAAACAAAAAUGCUUACAACUGUUUUUUGAUGGGGUAAGUUUAGUUAAUUUAUCAAGAAGUCAAACACAUGCACAGUCAGUAGGAAAGUGGGUACGCAGAGGGGGCAGUCUGCCCCGUGAGCACUAGUUUCCUUAUAUUGAAGGAUGGCAUUUCAGCACACUGUAAAUGUUUUUAUCAUGGAAGGGGGAAGCAAAAAGCUUGGUCCGUUCCGGACGGCCCAUGCCCUAACAAUGCCACUGUGCACUUUUGCAUCAUGUGUUCUGCAUUGCAUAACAAAAAAUAUAAAAAAUAAACCAAGAUUCAUAAAUGUUCAUGGAAACAAAGACAUGAUAAUAUUAUUGCUUGCUGGAUUCCGCCUGUAAGCAUAAUGAUGACCAUCUCUGGCAAGGCAUUGUCAUCUUCAAAUUUAAAUAAAUAUAUCCUUGUUUUAAAAUAUUUUAAUUAAUAAUAAUUCAAGGAUAUUUAUAUUGUUAAAGUAGAGAAGCGAAAGGAUUUCCUUUUUUUAUUUAUGCAUCAAGUGAAUAUGUAGAAAAAUUAAUCUCUUUAAAGUAUUACUAAUUGUGUAUAUUUAAUUGCUAAUAGAGCUUAAUGAAAUCCUUUUUAAUUAAUGCUUGAAAAGCUUUACAUGAUGGGGGCGGGGGGUGGGGGGGGGGAGACGUUAUAGUACCUCUUUUUCAAAUAAAUUUUUAAUUUAAAAAAAAGCUUUUCUGAUAUAAUCUACCACCACCCCCUUGAAUAAUCCAUCCCAUUGCCCCUAUAAAUCUACUGAGCAUUUUAGCAGUUUAUCACACCCCCUGGCACAUCCCACCGCCCCAAAAAGGGGGGGAGGCGGAUGGUUGCUAUCGCCCACUUUGAGAACCACUGAGCUAGAGUAAAAAUUAUUUAUACUCAUACAUAUCAAAGCGAUGCAAGUCAAAUGUUAUGUGUUAGCAUUAUUUUUUUUAAAAUGCAAAAUGUUUUAAAAUUUCAUAUUUUAAACCAUUUCUUUGUUGUUUUUUUUUGGUUUCUUUUUAAGAUCUGAAACAUAAUUUGUGUACAAUUACUGCUUGUAUUUAUAGUAAAAAAAUAUUGGGUCAGAUGAAAUAUGCACUUUUUAAAAAAAAUAAACAUCUUACUAGUGAUAGUCUUCAGCUACAUUUUGACCUAGCUCAACUUAAGACCUGCAGGGCCUUAACUUCUUAUUGAUGUGCAACCUAGCCUUGUAAGCUUUAUAAUUAUUUGUUUUUUUUUUUAUCAUAAGUAAUCAUAUACUCAGUAUUGGUAACUGUAAAUUUGUAUUCCCUCUCUAACAGGGUUCCUAUAGUGUUAGUUGGGAACAAGAAGGAUCUACGCUUGGAAAGGUGAGUCAUGUUAAUUGUCAUUUCAUUUGGCUGAUGCUAAUUUUUGUUCCAUGCACAAGUGAGCAUUUUUUUAAAAACUUUACUGAGCCUACAUUAAUGCAACAUGUUUAUUGUGGAGCUUGUAGACUAUGAAAUCUUUCUCUGUGUGUGCUUUUUUUGUGUUGGUAGUAGGUGGCUUUUCAUUAAGCAGCAUUCACAUAUUAAAAAAAAGCCCAACUAAAAUUGUGCUGAAGCAUGUCUAUUGUCUAUUUAACCUCAUAAAGUUUUCCUUGAGAUUCAACAUACAGUGCAGUUGAGGACAAUAUUUUUAGCGGCCAGUAUAGUAAAGUUUACCUUAAAUUUGUAGAAUUUCGUUUUACAUAUUAAAGUAAUUUAAAUGAUUAUAAUUAAUUUCUUUAGAAUGUGAAAAGGGAAGUGAUACAUUUUAAAAAAUGAUAUAUGGAUAAAUUUUGUUUUUCAUUAGAAUAUUUAAACAAAAGCUUUGCUGGAUUUAACUAAAAGAACAUGGAUUUAUUGACCACUUAAAGAACAAUCUGUCUUUUUUUCUUUUUUUAUAUCAUACUUGUACAGUGAGCAAAGCAAUAUCUGUCCCUCGGCUAAGAUAAAUUUUAUUUAUAUAGAAUAUAUUUUUUUUAAAUUUAUAAUUAUAAAAAAUAUUUGAAUGUAACUCUUACACUUAUUUUUAUUAUAGCAGAGAGUGGUUAGACCUGACUAUAAAAUGUUAAGUUUUAUCAGUUGUUGUUUCAGAUUGUGUUUUUUUCUUUUUUCACCAAAUUUCUCAAUUGGCCCGCCUCAUGUUCAAUUCAUCUUUAAUUUUCCAGUGACAGUUUUGAUUAUGAUAACACUAAUUUUGAAAACCAUCCUCGGUAGGUGAUUUUUAAAUAGUGGAAAUAAAAGAACAGAAAAUCCUGAUGUUAUUAAAGCAUGAGUUACUCCUCUUGUCAUUAUAACACCCCCUUGAAGUUUAAAAACAAAAAUCCAGUACAUUUCCUACAAAUAACAUUCUAACAGUUCCUUCUUUAAAUAUCAAUAUACAAUUAUCGUUGAUUAAACAAAACUGCACCAACAGCUGUUGCCCAUGCCUGAAAAGAUGAAUAUUUGCUUCAAGUAAAUUUUCUUUUGAAAUGUAAGCACUUUUGAAUAUUCUCUCUUUUCACUUUCUGAAAAAACUGUAAUAAUUGUGCAAUCUCUUUCUAGAUCUGGGGAAAGCCUCUAAAGUCUUCUUGCUGUUGUUUUUUUCUUACAGUUAUUUAAGGGAAUGAAUUAAUAUAUAACAUUUUUUUUUUCUUAACAAAUGUGAAUGAAUAUUAACAACACCAUAAAUUGCUUUGAUAUUGUAAAAGAACUAAAAAGAUCUAACAUGCACAUAGAAAUAUAUUUUUAUUUUACUCUUAAUUUUUAAUUAACAAUAGUAAAUUUCUAUUUUAAAAAAGUAUUAGUAUUUUAACAAAAUGAUUAAAAUUGAUUCUACUAACCCAUCUAACUCAUUUUCCUGACAGCUUAUUUUUAAAUUUCAAAUAUCCAAUAGAUAUUUCUAUUCUAUACAUUUAAAAAAACCAAAACAAAAACUUAAUUCCUCUAUAAUUUUUAACACACUCCAGUGGGUAUUCUUAAUUCUCAUUCCCACCCCUUAAGAAAACAACUAGUGUUGCCAAGACACCCUGGAUUCAGUUAGCAGUGUUCUUAACAUUGACAUGUAACUCUUGUUUUCUUAUCUUAACCAUGGAGCAUUGUUUGUUUUUUUUUUUUUGUUUUUUUUUAAAUUUCUAUUUUAUUAUAGGAAUGCAAAUAAAUAAUUGUUUAAUUUACUUUACAUUCAAAUGCAAUUUAAAAAAAUUAUUUCUGAACUUUAUUAUAUUAUGGAUGAUUUCAUAUCAUUCUAGAGGACAGGGAUAUAUAUAAAUACAUAAAUAUAUACACUGAGACCGGAAGAAAAUGGAACCCAUUUGAUAAUGAUCAGUCAAUGGAGAGUUAGUCUUGAAGCCUGUGUUGAAGCUAAGGGUGGACAGUUCGAACACAAACUAUAGUUGAAUAAAAAUUUAACGUUAUGUUAGAAUUAAAAUGGGUUUUGGAAUUUAAAAAAUUGAUAAAUAUUUACCAUUAGUUUUUGUCAUUAUAAUUAUAAAAAGUGUUGGACUGCAAUAAAGCUUUAAAAUGGAUUAAUAAGACACGAACAAAUUGUGUCAAUAUAACAAUAAAAGUUACGCUUUAUUAAUAAUUAUACAUUAUACACAAGUAAACGUUUCGGCACAUGCCUUCAUCAGUACAAACAAACAAAACACAUUUAAAUAAGUAUAAAUUAAAUUUACAUAAUAUAAAUAUACAUAUCCUACCUAAAACAGAAAAAUAUAGGAGAGGGCGCUAAAACCAGACAAAAACAAAGUAAAGAGGAGUAGAAAGGAAGUGAUUUUAACAUAAAUUAAAAACCAAACAGGAAAAAGACAUGGCAGUUAGGUAAAAUUGUGGAUUUGGUUCAUUCCAUAUGGAGACAACGUACCAAAUCUAGUUAUUAAUUUGUUCUCCAUAUAGAUUCUAGCUGUAGUGUUACUAGUAUAGAGUAUACCAGUAACUGCGAUGUCUGAGAUACCAUCAUGGUUAGGGCUAUUGAAAUGUUUGGAGACCGGACAGAGAGCGUGUUCAUUUAUGUUAUAGAGGUGCUCUCUGAACCGGUCCCCAAGGCGACGACCUGUCUCUCCUAUGUAUAAUUUACCGCACUUUUUGCAAACUUUUAUUGUUAUAUUGUCAUUAUAACAAGGGUUUCUGUCAACUUUCUGGAUAUUACCCCAAUAUUAAAACAAAUUGUGUUAUUCAAAUCUGACUACUAUUGAGAGUCAUAGUUACCUAUAAUACUCCCAGCCGAAAUCAUGCAAAUACUUCAAACCUUUCUCCCAACUUCUCAGACUACGUCGCCUCUGCCAGUUCCAUGAAGACUUUUUAGACAACUGUAAUGAAAUGAUGGACUUCUUCCACUCUAGAUAUUAUUCUGAAACUACUCCUGUCUCUGCACUCAAUCGUUUCAACAUUUUAACACAGAAUGAUGCUUUCAACCCUCACCCAAAACAAAAAUGAAGAUCGAACCAAACUCAUUCUAACCUACCACCCUCACAAUGUGAUUGACAAAAAAAUAUUCCCAAGUAAUCGACACAUACUUCUUACAUACCCUGUCACCAACAGGGUAUUCUCACCCCCUCAACUUAUUGUCUUCAAACGGAACAAAAAUUAAGUGGCUCACAGUCGCCUUUGAGCUGACCCAUCUCACUUUGGGACUAAGUCAUGCUCAAGAAGCUGAUGUGGGACUUAACCUUAUACACUCAAAACCAAAAACAUUAGCAUCUCUAAGGGUACUUUAACCAUCAAAAAGGGCUUCCCAUGUGUUAGUUGAAAUAUGACCUAUGUGAUUGCAUACUGUAUAUGCCCCUUCUGUUAUAUAGGCAAAAUGGGAAGAAGAUUAUCUUAUAGGUUCACUGAACAUCUUCGUGAUAUCGAACAGGACAAACUUUCCCGGAUCUCAUCCCAACAGAGAUAAACACUAAGGCACAUCAGCUGUUUCCCCAGCAAGUGUUAGAAAGGAAAACAAAUUAAUUCAGAUUUUCCGCACAAUAUCACCAUAUGGAAUUAAUCAAAUAUUCUCCUGCUAGUGAUCCUCAAUUUCCCUGUAUUUCUUUUCUUAUUGCUUAAAUUUUACAUAUUUUCCAAAAGUUUUUUUUUCACUAAAAUCUUAUUUUUCACAGCAAUGAUACAUAAAUUAUUUUACUUCCUGUAAUCUUUUGGGUAGAACACACAUUUUUAUUUUGGAAAACCAAUCUUCCGGCAAUAACAAAGUAUUCAUGGGGAAAUACAAACACUUAUGUUUUUGAACUGUUUUCUAUUUCUUCUUUUGUCCUGUCUGCUGAAGAAGGCUCUUAGCUGAAACAUUCUAUUUCUAUUGUCCUGUCAUUAUAUAUCAAGCUUACACAUACCUUGUUCCCCUAUUCCAUUUUUUUUCGGGAGACAGUGUAUAUAUAAUCAUAUAAUUAUCAUUUGUCAAAAUUCCUUAAAGAAUAUACCUGGCUUAAGAAAGCUUGCCUCAUUUUCAUUGCACUAAUUUUAGCAACUCAUUGUCGAAUUUGAUUAUUUUUAGCAAGUAUUUAAUGAAAUGGAGCAGAACCAUUAAUGCUUUACUUUUCUUAAACAUGAAUCAUUACAUGUGGUAUAUUAAGUUCCUUUAACUAAUGAAAACUCCCUAAGACUUCCACUGUACAUAAUUAUUUUCUAUUAUUAAUCCAGACCUGCACUUAUAGUUUUAUUUUUGGUUUUUCUUACAGGGUUAUAACAGAAGAAGAGGGCAGACGUCUGGCUGAAACUUGGAAAGUUCCAUUUCUUGAGGCAUCGGCUAAGGAAAAUUCUGUAAUUUUUUUGUAUCUUUUGAAAUAAUUUUGUUUAAAAAGUGGAAUCAAAUGCCAAUGAUUUUCCAACGCUAAAACAAAGCAAUUUCCAAAAUAAAAGCCUAGUUAUUACUUUUUAAAAAAGUUGUAUUUUAAAUUAUGUCUUAACUGAGGCCUGACAUAAAGCACAUGCUCGUAUUUGUAAAGUAUAGCGUGUAAUGAUCUCUCUCUGGAUCUGAUGUUUUUUAUGUGAUCACUGGGCCUGAUAAUUUUAAAGGCACUCAGCAGGAUUUUCUUUCAAUCUGAUUUCAGUCUGUGAAGGAGAUAUUUGACACCAUUCUCAACACUAUGAGACAGAAAGAAAAUGGAGAGACAAAUGAAAAGAGUAGUUGUACACUGUCAUAGUGACCACACGGGGACACACACACACAAAAGGAAACGGUGUUCAAGCCUCCAUAGUCUCUCCAUGGUCAUUGAAACUCAAGUCAUUUGAUAUGAAGAUGCUGGUUCUCAACACAUGGAGGUGAAGCCCCCCGAAUCAUCGCCAUCAAGUUGUUCCUGUAAUUUUAUGAAGUUAAUGAAUGAGUUUGUGAAGUAUGUCUUUUGGCAAGUUUUUAUGAAGGACUUGAUGUGUCAGUGAUAUGCGGCUGUGUGAAGUCUUAGUGUUGUCUUAAUUAAUGAAAUAUGCGAAUGUGCAGGAUUAUUGUUUAUUAUAAGUUAUUUUAUACCUGUAAAUGGAAAAGAAAUAUUUUUUGUUACAAGUUGUGGGAAGGGAAAUGAGAAAAAUAAAAACAUGUUUGACAGCUAAAUAACUUUUAUUAGGUUAUUUCUUUUAACAAAGUUACCCAUGUACUUUUUUUUUUUUUUAAAUUUAAUAACGACUGUACUAAUGUUAGAAAUAACUGAGAGGUCAAGGCAUCACUUUGGAUAAAAUGACUUUUAACAAACUAGAGGUUCUCAGCCUUUUUUUUUUUUUUUUUUAAAUUUUUUGACCCCCUUUUUAAAGUUUUUGUGCCCCUUUAAAAAAAAAUUAGAAAUAACUGAGAGGUCAAGGCAUCACUUUGGAUAAAAUGACUUUUAACAAACUAGAGGUUCUCAGCCUUUUUUUUUUUUUUUCUAAAAUCUGUGACCCCCUUUUUAAAGAUUUAGUGGCCCCUUACAAAAAAAUUAUAAUUAAUAUUAAAAACAACAAUUUAAAUUGUUCAACUAUGGAAACUAGUUUUGCAUUAUUUUUUUUUUGAUGAUUGCUUUAAAUUUUUAACCUCAUUGAUAAAUUUAGAAUUUAAUUAGAGAACCACUGCAAUACUCAACAACAUAUACUGGCUGACAUUGUCAGUGAAACAAAAAUUUUCCUUCUUAUAAAGAUUUAACAUUUUGUUCAUAGCAGCACAAUUAAAGUUUAAGCCAAUUUUAUUUUUUAAGAUUGAAGUCAAAAGAAUAAGUAUGUGAGCGUCAACUGUUUAUUUAAAAAUGUUUUAUUUCCAGACAGAAAGUUUUAAAUGUAUAUAAAAAUGGUUUUGGGGCAACAAUACUGACUAGCGCCUCAUUUAGAGCAAUGUACAUAAUCAUUUCUGAGUCAGCGUAUUUUAUCAAAUUUUUCUCUAGUUUGUAGAUUUCUUUACUAUAUAGUCAUUUAGAAUUCCAUUUCUUAAAUAUUUUGUAAUUUAUUUUUUUUUGUGUGAACAAAUCUGCAAUGUAAUGUAAUGCUUAUAAAUUGUGCAUACAUUUUUAAAUGGCAUUUAUGACAAAAUAAAUCAGUGUCUAAUGGCACAUUAUUCCAAAUCACACAUAUUUUCUAUCUAUCCAUCUUCCAGAAGGUUUUUAGGGAAAAAUUGGUGCCAGUAACUAAAUCUCAACUGAAAUUUAAGGAGUGCAUGGAUUGGAGUGGUGAAGACAGUGUCCUCUAAAGAAACAAUUAAUUUUGCUCAAACUUUGAAUGAUGAAAGUUAAACCAACAAGAGAAUUAAUUUUUUUUUAAUAAAGUCAGUUAUUAUAAUAAUAGUAAAUAGCUUUGUCAGUAUUGUUACCCUGUCAAAAACUAGAACAGUGGAAAUCAAAGAAAACAAACUCAUCCAAUUUUGUCACCAUGUAAAUAAACAUCUCUCUCCC
Lymnaea stagnalis (great pond snail) is the source of this 13430-nucleotide messenger RNA. Lineage: Eukaryota; Metazoa; Mollusca; Gastropoda; Lymnaeidae. The record is from the annotation of a GenBank genome assembly.